GAAUCGCCAUCUGGUAACACUAAAACAUCGGUUUAAAUAAAUAUAUAUGUACAUUUACAAUUAUUAUAAAUAACAACACAAUGAGCGGCGAAAAGGCCGAAAAGGCCAAAAUAAGUGCCCAAAUUAAGCAUGUACCGAAGGACGCGCAAGUAAUCAUGUCGAUCUUGAAAGAACUCAACAUCCAGGAGUACGAGCCACGCGUGGUCAACCAGAUGCUGGAGUUCACCUUCCGCUACGUUACCUGUAUUCUGGAUGACGCCAAAGUGUAUGCCAACCAUGCGCGCAAGAAGACCAUCGACAUGGACGACGUCCGUCUGGCCACCGAGAUGACACUAGACAAAAGUUUCACUGGGCCGCCACCGCGUCAUGUUCUGGCCAAGGUUGCAGACGUCCGGAAUGGCAUGCCCCUACCGCCCAUCAAGCCUCACUGUGGUCUCCGCCUGCCGCCAGACCGUUACUGCCUUACGGGGGUCAACUACAAGCUGCGGGCCACCAAUCAGCCCAAGAAGAUGACCAAGUCUGCAGUAGAGGGGCGUCCACUUAAGACUGUUGUCAAGCCUGUGUCCAGUGCCAAUGGCCCUAAGAGAGCCCACUCGGUGGUGGCCAAGCAGCAGGUGGUGACCAUUCCCAAGCCCGUAAUCAAGUUUACGACGAGCACAACAACGAAAACGGUGACCAGCUCCGGUGGAUCGGGUGGAGUCGGUAGUCUGGAUGUAAAGAGCGAGCCCAGCACCGCCAGCGCAGACCUUAAGAUGGAGGUAGACAGCGAUGCUGCAGCAGUUGGCAGCAUCGCCAGCGGAUCUGUAUCGGGAGCGGGAAGUUCCAGCGGGACAGGAGGUUCAUCUAGCGUCGGAGUGGCUGUUAAGCGGGAGCGUGAGGAAGAGGAGUUUGAGUUUGUAGCCAACUAGAAACGAACAGAUUAAUUUUAAUUAUAUUUUCAAAACCACACCUUAA
Drosophila eugracilis is the source of this 954-nucleotide messenger RNA. RefSeq names its product transcription initiation factor TFIID subunit 9 (gene Taf9). Gene Ontology annotation, cellular component: transcription factor TFIID complex; SAGA complex. The coding region runs from base 81 to 908 and encodes 275 amino acids. The transcript has 2 exons. Gene Ontology annotation, molecular function: protein heterodimerization activity; transcription coactivator activity; RNA polymerase II general transcription initiation factor activity. Gene Ontology annotation, biological process: DNA-templated transcription initiation; RNA polymerase II preinitiation complex assembly. NCBI's taxonomy places the organism in Eukaryota, Metazoa, Arthropoda, Insecta, Diptera, Drosophilidae. The record is from RefSeq and is a predicted model, not a curated record.